AUGAACUUGCAUACAAACAUUUCCAAAGGUGUCACCUCUUCAAAUCUGAUGCCAUUGGACCCUCACGCCUGGACACCCAGCCCAGAGAACAUGCUGGGCAAUGCGGUCCAUAACAGUUCCUUUGAGUGUAACAGAAGCUGGGCUGGAACGGAAGCAUCUAAUCUAUCAAUUACUGGAACUUCUAGUGAAAGGACAGAAAUGCUGCCAUGGCACAGAUGCAGCGCAGAGAUGGGUCAAGAGGAAUUAGUUUGCAAAAACUGGGCUGCGCUGCUUAUUUUGGUUGUGGUCAUUAUAACAGUUACUGGGAACAUCUUAGUAAUCAUGGCUGUCAAUCUGGAACGAAAGCUGCAAAAUGCCACCAAUUAUUUCCUCAUGUCACUGGCAGUGGCAGAUAUGCUUCUGGGAGUUCUGGUCAUGCCAGUCUCCAUGGUGACCAUUAUGUAUGGUUACUCAUGGCCCCUCCCUGCUGUACUAUGUCCCAUGUGGAUCUACCUGGAUGUUCUCUUUUCUACUGCCUCCAUCAUGCACCUGUGUGCUAUUUCCCUGGACCGAUAUGUGGCAAUCCGCAACCCCAUCUGUCACAAUCGCUCAAAUUCCCGUUCCCGUGCACGGGCCAAGAUCACUGCGGUCUGGACCAUCUCUGCAGGAAUUUCAAUGCCAAUUCCAGUGCUGGGUCUGCGAGAUCACACCAAAGUUUUCAAAGAUGGUAGCUGCCUAUUGACUGACAAUUCCUUUGUGUUGAUUGGCUCAUUUGUGGCCUUCUUUGUGCCAUUGACCAUUAUGGUGGUGACCUACUUCCUGACUAUCAGUGCUCUGCAGAAUGAAGCUACACUCUGCUUAGACCAGCUAGUGCCCAGACCCAAAUGGAGUGCUGGAUUCACGCUAAACUUCCUUCCCGGCCCUGCAUUCUCUCCUUCACAGAAAAAACUCUUCUUUCGUCACUCAUUGAGCCACGGGGCAGGGGUGGAGUCAGGGGUUGUAACCCCGCCAUUUGGGCGUCACACCAUACAGUCCAUCAGCAAUGAGCAGAAGGCCUCCAAAGUUCUGGGCAUGGUCUUCUUUCUGUUCGUUGUCAUGUGGUGUCCAUUUUUCAUCACUAAUGUUUUGGCGGUGGUUUGUGAACCAGCAGCGUGUGAUGCUGAUGUAAUGAAUGGACUGUUGAAUGUGUUUGUGUGGGUUGGCUACCUUUCAUCUGCAAUCAACCCAUUAGUCUACACGCUCUUCAACAAGACUUACCGCUCUGCCUUUGCCAGAUACAUCCGAUGCCAGUUUCACGAGGAGAGGAAACCGUUACAGCUCAUUCUGGUCAACACUAUUCCACCAUUGGCCUAUCAGUCCACACACCUGCCACUCCCCAGAUCAAUAGGAAAUGGGGAUUUCUCACUGCCCCUUCCAAAUAAAAACCACCAUCUUCCCAAAAGCUGUGAAAAUGAGAGUGUUAGCUGCUUGUGA
This is a messenger RNA of Xyrauchen texanus (razorback sucker), 1452 nucleotides long. Its product is annotated as 5-hydroxytryptamine receptor 2A-like. Gene Ontology annotation, biological process: chemical synaptic transmission; G protein-coupled receptor signaling pathway, coupled to cyclic nucleotide second messenger. Gene Ontology annotation, cellular component: plasma membrane; dendrite. The coding region runs from base 1 to 1452 and encodes 483 amino acids. NCBI's taxonomy places the organism in Eukaryota, Metazoa, Chordata, Actinopteri, Cypriniformes, Catostomidae. The transcript has 3 exons. Gene Ontology annotation, molecular function: neurotransmitter receptor activity; G protein-coupled serotonin receptor activity. The record is from RefSeq and is a predicted model, not a curated record.